UAUCCCAGGUUUGGCUUCCGUGAAUAGGCUUAACAAUACAAGCAGGUAUAUGCAAAUGCUCCCAGGUAGUAUUAAAACAGUUAUCAAUCAGUUGGGGUCUACCCUUCUUUAUAAGUGUUUGAGAGCAUCAAUUGUUGAAUGUCACUCCCAAAAGAUACGUGCGCCAGAAUCACUGCACAUUUACAACCUUGUGACAAAAUUAAUGAGAGCCCUGAAGCUCUAAAUCGUGAUGAUUCGUCGAUGAUGCAACCAGCGAAAGAAGACACUGGAAGAAUAUAAACGUUCACACGUGGCAAAAGACGAUUCGAGUCGGAGUGGUGCAGGCGUCUAACUUGAACCACGAGAGAACAUGUGGAUAUAUGUGGGCUUGCUGCUUUGUGCAGCGCUGUAUACGUACUUGAAAAGGCGCAGCCACAGUCGUAAAUAUCCGCCAGGUCCCCCCGGUCUGCCACUCAUUGGAAAUCUACUUUCUGUCAAGCGCAGCUUCUACUUUCAUGACUGCAUCCGAUGGGCGAAAGAGUACGGCCCUGUACUGUGGAUAAAAUUGGCCUUCACAAACGUCGUGGUCCUUGUGGAUGACGCUUCGAUACAAAAAUAUCUCUGCAAGAGAGAAAUGUUGAAUCGUCCCUCUAAAUGGACAGUGCAGAACAAGAGCAAAGGGAUCGUCGCUUUGAACGGCCAGGAAUGGAAGGAAAAUAGACGGCUGUGUAUGCAGAUUCUCACCGACCUGGGAUACGGAAAGGAGUCUAUGCACGCACUCAUUCAGGAAGAAGCGCGGCACUUGGUUGCAAAGAUCGCAGAAGCCGGAGGCAAGCCAAUCGCAUCGCGAGGGCUCUUGGAUGCCAGCGUGCUCAACAACAUUACUUUCUACCUGUUUGGCAAACGCCAUGACCUGGACGACCCUAAACGGCGCCAACUCGACGCUCUCAUUGCUGGGUUCUUUCAAUCUGGGCUCGACUUCUCCAUUGAAUGGUUGCCUGGCUGGCUUAGGCGAGCGUCGCAGCGUCUCUUCCCGACGAUGCGCUGCUCUGCCGUCAGCAGGCUGGCCGAGGAUAUCACAGAUUACAUGAGAGAGGAGAUAGAACAUCAUCAGAGGAUACCAGAGAGCCAGCGCCCGAGAUGCUUUGUGGAUUCAUUCUUGCGAGAAAUUCAAAGUCAGGAACAAGCUGACAUCACAAUGGACCACCUAGUUGGUAACGUCUCUGAUCUGGUGGUGGCUGGCAUAUUGACCACAACGGCAACUCUUCAGUGGCACCUGCUGCAGCUAGCCCUAGAGUCAUGCAGGUUGCAAGCGCAGUUGCAGCAGGAGCUCGACCUAAUCGUCGGACGAGAGCGUCCACCUGCGUGGGAGGAUCGCCACCGCAUGCCGCUCACCAUGGCGACCAUCUGGGAAAUGUACCGCUGGAAGGUGGUGACACCUCUCGGUCUGCCCAGGGAGGCAUCAGAGGAUACCUGCAUCGGGGACCACUUCGUACCUAAAGGUACCGUAAUAGUGGCCAACAUGUGGACGGCUCACAUGAACUCUGAACAUUGGGAGCACCCGCAGAUAUUCGACCCUACAAGAUUCUUGAAACCGGAUGGAUCGGCGGCCGUCACGCGGCCAGCCAACUUGUUUCCUUUCAGCGUCGGCAAACGCAUGUGUCCCGGCGAACCCUUGGCGCAGGCAGUGGUGUUUCUGUAUUUAACGUCACUGCUGCAGAAGUACCACAUCUUGCACGAGGAAGGUGUCCAGCCAGACAUCAACGGCGCUGACGUGUUUCCCAGUAAGGUAGCGGGUGUGAGGCUCCGCUUCUUGCCACGCUGAACACACCAC
Messenger RNA from Rhipicephalus microplus (southern cattle tick), 1813 nucleotides. RefSeq names its product methyl farnesoate epoxidase. Gene Ontology annotation, biological process: xenobiotic metabolic process. Gene Ontology annotation, molecular function: oxidoreductase activity, acting on paired donors, with incorporation or reduction of molecular oxygen, reduced flavin or flavoprotein as one donor, and incorporation of one atom of oxygen; iron ion binding; heme binding. The record is from RefSeq and is a predicted model, not a curated record. Lineage: Eukaryota; Metazoa; Arthropoda; Arachnida; Ixodida; Ixodidae. Gene Ontology annotation, cellular component: cytoplasm; intracellular membrane-bounded organelle.